This is a messenger RNA of Hypomesus transpacificus, 6119 nucleotides long. RefSeq names its product PDZ domain containing 8 (gene pdzd8). Gene Ontology annotation, molecular function: protein binding; lipid binding. The transcript has 5 exons. The record is from RefSeq and is a predicted model, not a curated record. Gene Ontology annotation, biological process: mitochondrial calcium ion homeostasis. Lineage: Eukaryota; Metazoa; Chordata; Actinopteri; Osmeriformes; Osmeridae. Gene Ontology annotation, cellular component: mitochondria-associated endoplasmic reticulum membrane contact site. Bases 136 to 3744 code for a protein of 1202 amino acids.
CUACAACCCCAGGAAAGAGGCAGAUGAUAUGGCAGCUUUGUGAGCGUCCAGGUGGAACUUGCUUUGUUAAUACGGUUAAACAUUUGAAUAUGAAAACGUUUUAACGCUAAAGCGGCGACAGAGCAGUUGCUCGAAAUGAUUUACUUGAUAUUAAUUUCCGCGUUCUCUGGAGCAGUCAUUACAUUGAUAUUACAGUUCUUGCUUAUUUACCGAAGAAGCCCGGAGCCUGUAGCCAGGACAGUGCAAUAUGUCAAAACAGUGCCUGAUCCCACAUUGAAGGAUUACUUCAAUAAUCAACAUGCAGAACCAGGUCAGCAACAACAAGAAAACAUACUAUCUACUUCAUCCAAACAGCAAGAGGCCAUCUCUCCAAGGCAACAGGAAGCGACUGUCACCAGCAGUAGCCCUAAACAACAUUCGCCACCGCCUUGUCAAAGCGAGCCCAUCCACACCUCCAAACCAGAGACGUGCAAUUUUCUAAAUGCAAUCUUUUUGUUUCUAUUCAGGGAGCUCCGCGACACCCCAGUUGUUAGACACUGGUUGACCAAAAAGAUUAAAGUGGAGUUCGAGGAGCUAUUACAGACCAAGACAGCAGGUCGACUGUUGGAGGGACUCAGUUUAAGGGACAUUUCCCUAGGUAAUUCUUUGCCUGUCUUUAAAACGGCCAAACUUAUGAAGCCGGUGAAUUUAAACGAGGAUGGUAUGCCAGAGGAACUAAAUUUCGAGGUGGACCUUGAAUACAAUGGAGGUUUCCAUUUGGCAAUUGAUGUAGAGCUCGUUUUUGGAAAAUCUGCGUACCUGUUCGUCAAGAUGACUCGUGUAGUUGGAAGGCUGAAGCUGCAAUUUACUCGCAUGCCUUUUUCGCACUGGUCCUUUUCAUUUCUUGAGGACCCACUGAUAGACUUUGAGGUGAAGUCUCAGUUCGAAGGAAGGCCGUUGCCUCAGCUCACGUCAAUUAUUGUCAACCAGUUGAAACGAAUCAUCAAAAAGAAACACACCUUGCCAAAUUACAAGAUCAGAUACAAGCCCUUCUUCCCGUUCCAAGUGCAGCCUCCUUUGGGGUCAGCCUGUGAUUUGGACUUCUCCGUUCAGGACGCCAAAUUGGUGGAGGGCCGACUGAGAGUAUCCCUCAUUGAAUGUAGCAGACUGUUUAUCCUGGGCUCUUAUGACAGAGAGACCUACGUCCACUGCACCUUUGAACUGAGCAGCCAUGAGUGGAAAGAGAAAACUCGCAGCUCCAUCAAAACGACUGAGGUGAUCAAGGGACCUUCUGGCAGUGUGGGGAUGACCUUCAGACAUGUCCCAGCCAGCGAAGGUGACGCGGUUCAUGUGAGCAUCGAGACCAUUACCCCCAACUCCCCUGCCGCCCAGGCAGACCUGCAGAAAGGCGAUCGUCUCAUUGCCAUUGGAGGUGUUAAAGUGACAUCCUCUGUUCAAGUGCCCAAAUUGUUGAAACAGGCAGGGGACCGGGUACUGGUCCUGUAUGAGAGGCCUGUGCGUCACCAGUCCUCUGCAGUGGGUGGCUUGGCCCCCCUCCAGGAGGGGCUGUCCCAGCUGGACGAGCCCAGUUUCAUCCCAACACCUGGAGGCUACGAAGAAGACCCGGCUCCCAUCACAACUCUCUCUGACAUAUCUGACAGCAAAGACAUGGACUCUGAGUAUGAGGACUUGAGUGUGGACCCCAGGCCUAGCCAGGUUAGUGGUGGUGGCACUGAAACCAAGGAAGACUUCUUACUGGCUGUAAACCAAAGCCCCAAAAGAACUGUGGUCAACCUGGCUUCUAAGCCUCUUGGCAGCAUAUCGCCCCUUCUUAACCGCAGACUCAACCUGGCUGGCCUCCAGUCCCCACUUAAACCCCAACCCAAAGACUUACCAAAGCCUUCGCCGCACAAGAGCAGUGGAGAGCCUGGGGAGGGACUACAACGGCCCUCUAUUCCUCCCCCACCCCCGCCUUCUCGCCCCCCUGUGCCCCCAAGACCCCAAAUCAAAUUGACGUCAACAUCUUCUGAAACCCAAAGUCUGUUUGAGGUAGGUGAUGGUAGUACCACAACUGCCACAACUUGGUCUGAGAAAUCUCCAGAAAAGACUCAAGGGACAGGAAGCAAUGAUGACAAGGCCAGCGCUGAGAAGACACCUGUCAAACAGCCUGAUUCAAAGCUUACAGUCAAGGUGCCUGAGCCUUGUGAAGACCCGCCAGCUGCCCCUUUGGUACCCAGCAGCAGCAAGUUGGACUUGGCCAAAGACAAGAUGUCAGAGAGCUCCUGUACUACACGGGACAGCAUGGAGGACAACUCACUUUGGGAGUCUUCGGAAAUCAUGUUCCGUAACCAGACAGCCCGCUGGGCCAAAGCCGCUGUAGUGUUUGAGGUUGAAAGCAACCAUAAGUACCUUAACGUGGCCCUGUGGUGCAAGGACCCCUUCAAGCUGGGCAGCCUGCUGUGUUUGGGCCAUAUCAGCCUAAGGCUGGAGCACGUUGCUUUGGAGUGUCUGUCCACAUCUUCCUCAGAAUACCAGAGCACCUUCAGGCUGUGUGCUCCAGAACCCAGAGCAAGCGUCAGUCGCACGGCCCUGCGCAAUCUCAGCACCCACAAGGGCUUCAAUGAGAAGCUGUGCUAUGGAGAUGUCACUAUCAACUUCUGCUAUCUCGGUGAGGGUGAGACUGAGCUGCCUGGCCGGCUGUUGGAAGGGGAGAGGGAGGGCAGUUUCCUGGAUGAGGAGCUAAGGGACAGGGACAGGGAGAGAGAGAGGGAACAGUUGUCCUCGACACCUCGAGAUGAACUGGCCUAUGGUUCCAUGCAGCUGGUGGAGGUCCGUCACAAUUUCCAGGACACUCAGUUCCAGAACCCCACCUGGUGUGAGUACUGCAAGAAGAAAGUCUGGACCAAGGCAGCCUCCCAGUGCAUGAUCUGUUCCUACGUCUGCCACAAAAAGUGCCAGGACAAGUGCCUCGCCGAGAACCCGUUGUGUGUAGCAGCCACUGAUCGCCGGGGUGCUGACCCAGAGGCAAAGUCCACCAUCAACCGCGCCACCACAGGCCUCACGCGUCACAUAAUCAACACCAGCUCCCGUCUGCUUAACCUCCGCCAGGUACCCAAGACGAGGUUGGCAGAACAGGCUGCCGAUGUCAUACCAGGUGUUGCGGAGCCUUCGCCCAAGCACACUCCGAACACCUCAGACAAUGAGAGCAGCGACACUGAAAACUACUCUGGCGCUAGCCCUUCCAAGCUGCCAGCUAGUGGUGGAGGCAGUGGUGCCAGCACCAAACUAGUUCGAAGGGAAGGUGGACUGGACGACAGCGUGUUUAUCGCCGUAAAGGAGAUCGGACGGGACCUCUACCGGGGCCUACCCACUGACGAACGUUCUCAGAAGCUGGAGUUGAUGCUGGACAAGCUGCAGCAGGAGAUCGACCAGGAGCUAGAGCACAACAACGCUCUUAUGCUGGAGGAGAGGGAGGCAGAGGAUGCCAGGCGGAAGGCCUUGAUCACUGCCGCCCUGGCCAAGUCUGGUGAGAGACUCCAAGCUCUAACCCUGCUCAUGAUCCACUACCGGGCAGGCAUUGAAGACCUUGAGUCUGUAGAGAGUACCUCACCCUCUGAGCAGCAUGGCUUCAAGGCUAAAGGGGUUGCUCUUGAGGAGGCCCUGAUGGAGGCUGAAGCCUAUGACAGUGACACAUGCAGUCCUGUAGAGGCACAGAUGCUGGAUGACAUCACAGAGGAACAGAUCUGUGUAGAGGCGCUUCAUUAAAAAUGGAUAGGCUGAUUUGGAUAGGCUUUGGGCUUGGGACUCACAGCAAAACCUUUUAAAGAUUUUUCUAUUUUGUCGUUGGGGUUUGGGGACAGAUUUCUUUGGUUGGGCAUGCGAUAUUUCUCAAAUUAAAUGAUGCUUGAUUUAAGGCUUACUAUCCCUCCAUCCAGUUUUCUCUAUAGUUGGUUCAGCAAGACAAUGUAUGCUCCAGAAGACUGCAAUUUAAUGUACUCAAGUCAGUUAUUUUAAAGGGAAGAUGCAAGGUCAUGUCACCUGUUUGAAUCCACUUUGACUGUCUUCCAAAACAUUCGUAAAUGUGUAGUUAAAAUUGGCAAAGAAACAAAUGUACUGAUUUUUCCAGAAUUUUGGUUAAUUUGUUUCAUUUCAAAAGCACCUUUAAAACCAAAAAUCUAUUUUCUUACUGCUUGAAAUGUGAACGUAAUAUGGUAUUUAGUCUUUAAAUCUUACAGUAGUUUUGUUCUUACCCCCCCUCUGUUACAGUAAAGGCCUGUGCUUUCCAUUCUCUAUUUUAGUCUACAGUAUUUGUUUUAUCGCUCUGUUAUGUAUGCUGUGAAUCACAAGCCCAUGGGUAUCUUUAGACACGGCAACAUACCGUGAGUCUACAGAGGGAUUACAGUGCAAAAUGCAGAAAGCAAGUCCACCAUAUAGACUUUUUCCAUGGAUUGUGUACUUUUCAUAAGACUUCAUUACCUUCUAUAAUGUUUUUUCCCUGGAUUUUGCAAACUAUGUGACUUCAACCCUCUUCUUGGACCUUUUAGAAUAUCCAUAAAGUGAAGGUAAUAAAUAUGAUGGAUAAGAAUAAGUGGAAUCAGAUAAGUUAGUACCUCCAUUGUUGGUUUACUUUAUUUUUAUUUAUGAGGCCAAACAUGUAGGAUUGUCUGUGACCAUCGUUUAACGAUCGUUUAGCAAACAAAAGACAGCGCUAAUGCUGUUUCCCCUUCAUUUAAAGUGUUUUUUCAUAAACUGUUUUUUUUUCUGUCUUUUGUUGGCGGGUGGGGAGGGGGUUCACAGUUGUAAUAGUCAGGUAAAGUUGUGUUCCAACAGAGAAAUAAUUUGAUAACAAAUGAUUUGAUAGUUUGUUUUUUUACGUUUUUGUUUCAUUCCUAAUCCGCCUAAGAAAUCAUGGUGAUUGUGUGACUAUGUUUUAUAAACUCACGUGAUGGAAGAGGAUAGGAUGGAGUCACUUAAUCAUACUUGAGUUCAAAUGCUUGCUGUUUAAAAGGCAUAUUGACCAAUGCAAAUUGUGUAUGUAUCUAAGGCAGAGGGAUCAUUUAUAUGGUUAAUUUCUGAAUCAAUGUUCACACACUGAUCUCUUUUUUGUUAUUGUAUACAUCACAAAAUUACAGUUGGUAAUUUGGUGAUAGUGUGGGGUUGAAUGAAUGCUCAGAGCUUGAUGGUGGGAUUGUGUUUUUGCAUUUUUAAAGUUCUAUCACGUAGAAAUGAAUGUAGGCCACUUACUAUUUACGUGUAUAUAAUGUUCUGCACAAAGCAAGACUCCCAAACGCCCCCUGACCUAACCCCUGUAUACUUGGUGUGGACCAUUAAAGAGAUGUUCUCAUUCACAGCCAAAUCGUACAUUAAUAUUACAACUGCAGUUAGCCACCAGGGGAAAAUUAUUGUUAAGAAAUGAAUGCAAAUGCAAACCCUCUGGCUAUACAACAACCAUGCCUGCUAAGUCUUUACACAUGAAACAAGUUAAGGCCCGUUGAUAUCACAGUGCUUUUAAUGUCUGUGCUGCUACUGCUUUAUCUGACCAAUUAGGUUCAGUCAGACAGGACACAAGAUAAAAGAAUAGAGACUUUGAGGGGAUAGACAGCAACGCCACAUUUAUUUUCUUUGCAAUAGACGUAAUGCUCUUGUGGAUACUGGAUAGACUACUAUACUUGUCACUCUCUUCAAUCGUUUGUAUAUUCAGAUUUUUUUGGUGCAAUAUUUUUGUAGGUAAACCUGAUAAUCAGGAAGGGAUUUUUUUUUUUUUGUAGUUUCUUUUUUUUCCUGUUUCUCUCCCAUACGUACUGUCUUUCCCAUGUCACAGUUAGUCUGGUGUCUUGAAUUUCCUGGUCUGGUAUUAAGGGUAUAAGAGGACUUCAGUAAAGACAAAACAAUUUAUCUUAUCCUAUGCUACUAUUGCUGCUGCUGCCGUUGUACAAUGUGUUCUUCAAACCCAGUUAUCACAUGCUUCUGAACCUUCUCCUUCCCAUGUUUCAGUGUGUUAAGAGUGUCUGCCAUGGCCUUCUGCCAUUGAGGUGUUCUUGUUUUGUAAGAGGAAUGUUGUAUACAGUUCUGAUGGCUUGUGUGAUGAAGUGCUAUUGUACAUAGCCUAAAUAAACAUGCUCACCUGGGAAUAAUGUAAA